Dermacentor silvarum is the source of this 5634-nucleotide messenger RNA. RefSeq names its product nicotinate phosphoribosyltransferase (gene Naprt). Bases 210 to 1958 code for a protein of 582 amino acids. The record is from RefSeq and is a predicted model, not a curated record. Gene Ontology annotation, biological process: NAD+ biosynthetic process. The transcript has 15 exons. Lineage: Eukaryota; Metazoa; Arthropoda; Arachnida; Ixodida; Ixodidae. Gene Ontology annotation, molecular function: nicotinate phosphoribosyltransferase activity.
CUACGCACGCUACAACUAGCGCAGCUGUGCGUUGGUUGCGUGCGCCUUGUCCGAAGUCUAUGUAACCUUGGCAAGGACCUGUUUGCUCGCAGUAUUCUCCGUUUGCGACAGCAACACCGGCAUGUGCAUGUAUCUCGACUCGUGAUAAGACGAGAACAAUUCGCAGCGACAAAAUUGCGGGACACUUUCGGAGAGACGGCAAACUUGGCAUGGCACUUGUGGGAGGAUCCCAUCAUGGGCCCGAAGCCCGGACUUCAACUUCGUUGCGGGUUGGCGUCGUCCAGCCCUUGCUCACAGACCUGUACCAGAUCACGAUGGCCUACGCUUACUGGAAAAGCGGCAAGCACGACGACGGCGCCGUGUUCGACCUUUUUUUCAGGAAGAAUCCGUUUCAAGGAGAGUUCACCGUGUUCGCUGGUUUGGAGGAUUGCAUUCGCUUUCUGCAAGCUUUCCGUUACUCCAAAAGCGAUAUUGAAUACUUGAAGACUAUUCUCCCAGCCAGUGUUGAUCCUGCUUACUACGACUACCUCUCGUCUUUAACUGCUGAAAAAGUGAAGCUUUAUGCAGUACCAGAAGGAACUGUUGUGUUCCCAAGGGUGCCACUAAUACGAGUGGAAGGGCCACUCGCUGUGUUGCAGCUCCUCGAAACCACACUGUUAAACCUCGUAAAUUACGCCAGUUUAGUGACCACAAAUGCUGCAAGGUUCCGGUUAGCGGCUGGGUCAAGCAUAAGCCUUCUUGAGUUUGGUCUGAGGCGAGCUCAAGGUCCUGAUGGAGGCCUCUCAGCAUCCAAGUACACCUACCUUGGUGGGUUUGAUGGGACAAGCAACGUGCUAGCAGGGAAGCUGUUCAAUAUUCCGUUGAAAGGAACCCAUGCCCAUGCUUUUAUCAUGAGUUUUUCUUGCUUGGAAGAUUGCAAACUCCGAACACUGAAGGCAGCUGGAGGGGAUGAAGUAGACUUCAUGGUGUUGUGUUGCAAAUGGCGAAAAGAACUGACUGGCCUGUUCAAGACCAUAGAAGAUGAGGCAAGCAGUGGGGAAUUUGCUGCGUUCAUCUCAUAUGCAGUUUCCUUUCCCCAAAAUUUCCUUGCACUGGUUGACACCUAUGAUGUCCUUCGGAGUGGACUGCUGAAUUUCUCUGCUGUAGCCAUGGCACUGAAUGACCUUGGCUACCGUGCAGUGGGCAUUCGCAUAGACAGCGGUGACCUGGCCUAUCUCUCCUCGUGCGCUUACAACUUCUUUAGUGAGCUCGCCGACAAGUACAGCCAGGAGUGGUUCAGGAGCCUCACCAUUGUGGCCAGCAAUGACAUCAAUGAGGAGACCAUCAUCUCACUCAAUGAGCAGGCAUGGAAGAGUAUAAAACAUGGCUUGACAUGUGGGCACAAGAUAAAUAGUUUUGGCAUUGGAACUCACUUAGUAACGUGCCAAAAGCAACCUGCCCUUGGCUGUGUCUACAAGCUAGUGGAGGUGAAGGAUCUCUCUUGCAUCAAGCUCAGCCUCGACAUCCAGAAGGUGACAAUACCUGGGAAGAAGGCCUGCUACCGCUUGUAUGGACAGCAAGGCUAUGCACUGCUGGAUCUAAUGCAGAAAAUGGACGAGCCACCGCCCGAGAAAGGAAAGAGGGUUCUCUGUCGGCAUCCUUUCCAGGACAAAACGGGGGACAGGACAGCGGCAAAGAUGGACACUUACCUGAAUUCAUGGGAGUCGAAGCGUGCGUAUGUGAUUCCUGACUAUGUUGAAGACCUGUGCCUACUUUGGUGGGACCAUGGCAAGAUUGCCAGAGAUCUGCCACCACUCGAUGCCAUACGAAAUCGAGUCAAGGAGUCGCUGAAAACGCUUCGGCCAGACAUCAAGCGAACCUUGAACCCAACACCAUACAAGGUUUCUGUCUCGGACAACCUCUACAUGUUCAUGCACGAACUGUGGCUGCAAAAUGCUCCCAUCGGAGAGCUUUCCUAGCACGUCGAAAACGGUGCAUUGUUUGGAGCAUCUCAAGACAUCUAGCUGCGCCCAACGACAAACGAAGAGUCGUCGUGCUGCUAAUGUCAUGGGCUGUGUUUACGCUUGUUGAUUAACGAAUUGUUAAAACGAUCGCAAAUCUAUGCCACUUUGAUGUUUGUUACCAGCUGCCCAGACGUGAUAACUGACGAAUCAAAAUAAUCCAGCCGUGAAUUUGGUUUUGCACAGUUGCUGAGGCCGUUAAGUCGGUACAUGAACACCCUUUCUUUUUUUUUGUGGCAAUUUUCAAAAUUUUUUAUUUCAUGUGGAAUCGAAACUCAUAUUGCACUUACUACAGUUUCUAUACAGAAAUAUUUUAUCGUAAAACUCCUUUAUUUACGCUUUCACUUCGGAUGAUUAAUGUGGUGGAAUGCAGAUGUAAUGUGAAUUCCACUACACAUUGCCUAUGUUGUAGUUUAUAUAUAGUAGUAUUUUUAUCUUUACGCAUGUAGCUGGUUUUAUGUUUCAGUGAGCUAUAUUUACAUACUGUGGCGUUUAAUUUUCUAUCUAUGCGAGAUGCUUUAACGGACUUUUAUUUGGUGCUAAUGCACAUUGUUUUGUCAGAUGCAGAAAGUCGGAUGUCUUUCUGCAAGGACUUUUGGUGCACUGCCAUUUUGGACACUACAGACAUUUUUGUUUUUGAAGAGGCUGCCCUGAUAAUAGUUUAUUGCAUUUUCCCCGACAUUUACAGAAAGGGAAAAAAAGCUGCAUAAUUGUGGUUGUUCUUCAAAAUAGGCAGACCAUUAUUUCCUUCUUGAGGAAUAGCUUGCCUGCCAUGGUGGCUUGUAUGAUUAAAGGAAGUAGCUACAAAGCAGCAUUUUUUUUAUUGUGGGUGUAUCAGAAGCUUUUUAUCAAGUGUUGUUCAACAAAUGAAGAGAACUGAAACUUAAGGUGCUAGCAUAUGACUCGAUGGGUUGCUGCAGGGUCUUUGUUUUGUUUUUCCAUUCCUUUUCAGAACAGUGUGCAUUGCUAUCAUGACCAAAUUGUUGUUUUCAACAUGCUUUAAGAUAUAGAGAAAUGAUUAGCAGACAGUGGCAUUCUCUGGGCUUGCGAUACCAAGCAUCAAAAGCACUAUGUUGGCACCUCAAGUUAAUGUUUUUUUAUAGUUUGUGUUGCUAGACAAGCUUUGUUAGUACACCUGUCCCAAGUGGUGUAAUGACCUACGUCUAGAACUAGCAGAGGUCUUUGUUGGUAAUGCAUGUAGUAUACUUCUUUUCGGGCAAGUCUGUCACAGAGUCGCACUCCUUCCCGGAACACGGGGGCAGGUAUCAGCUGCUGGCUUGAUUGAGGAAUACUGACUGUGUGUUUCUGUGCUUGGAUAUAUUCGUUCAGGGCCAGGAAUGUGGAUAAUGCAGAGAGCCUUGUAUGGGCACUCGUAUAGGUGUUUUCGAUUGGUGGAAGCCACGGAACAACUCAAUUUCUUGCAGCCAAGGAUUGAAAGGUGCACCAUGUAAAGCAGCUACUAUGGUGAAUGUGUUUCUGGUAUACAUAUUUUUUUAAGGUGUUGUUUUGCUUUGGCACUUCAAUUUUAUGCUGUGCUAUAACUGUGCUUUUAUUAUGACCCAUACGUGCUUAAUGGGAGAGCCACUUAAAUUGACAACUAUGCUUGGCUAUGAUUGCAGUACUGCCACCAUGCAGUCUAAAAUGUAUGUUGACACAUUGACGCCUGGCAAUACCUUGUUGAAAAAUAUGUCCCAUGAUAUUUGCCACUUUAAGUCGCAUUCACUGAACAUGAGUGCAGUAAAGUCGGUGCCUUGUGGUUUCCACGUUUCGUAAACUGCUAUAAGGCUGGUGUAUCGAAUAAGUAUUAAGGUCCAGUACCUGGAAAUGUUAGUGCUAAUGCACCUAGUAGCCUUGGUAUAAACCCUUGGAUGAAAGACCCACAUCAUAGUGCAGUAAAAUAUUGGUUAUGCUUAGAUGGUUUUUAGACGUGUAUUUUAUGGUUGGUGACAAUUACAUAGGUGAUCUCUAAAGCGAUACUUGUUUUUAAUGUUGACUUAUGGUUUGAAAAGCCUUAAUGUUUCUCUGUUGUCAUUUCUGAAAUUUUUUUUACUACACUCUCUGAUGCUUCCACCUUGUAGCCCUUGGUGCUUUUCCACAUUAGCCAAUUUCAGCCCUAGUAUUACGAAGUGCUUGUUAUACACACCGUAGGUGAUGCCAAGUCUUUCCCGCGUGUAACAUGUUAAAGGGACAUUAAAGAUGAAUAUUAUUUUAAGCUUUAUUAGUAAAUUACACUUUUCAAAUAGCAAGAAGGUCAAUCUUACCAAGAGCAGAGGCUUGGAAGCCAGAAAUGCAAGAAAAGAAACAGGUGGCAAGGCCAUCUUAAAAGUUUUCGCAUCAGUUUCACUCAUGUCAUCAUGGAUUUUGACAGCUUCUGCCCGGGUGAGCUCAACUGUCUAACGAGAAAGAUUUCAUUGCGUUCUGAAGGAACCAAAGACACGACUCGGAAAGUUAUCGAGAACUGUUUAACUGUGCAAAAGCAGCCCUAAUACGAGUAAAUACAUUGAAAUUUGCGACGUCGCACUGAUUUACUAUACUCGAGGAAUGAAAUGCUAACAGAAAGGACCAAUUGAUGAGCGUAAUACUUUUGUUUCCACCGUCUCCAGUUCAUUUGACAUAGGCACGAUUUUGGCUUGUACACUAGGAUCAGAGUUUACAUCAGUUUUAGUGACCAGAUUCAUAGAGACAUGACAUGGCACUCUUGAGUAAUAGCACGUAUGAGACGUUCUACUUUAGAGUUUCCUACCAUGUUUCAUUCCAAGUAUAGUGCCUGCACGGUGGUAUGGCUGCAAAAUUAAAGAAAGGGAAGUUGGGCGUCCAUUUUCUCUACAAGUAAUCAACCUUUUCCUGCCAGAUAAAUGGAAAUAUACAUUUCAAAAAAAUAUAUUUACCCGUCUAGACUUUCUUAACAUUGCACUUUGGUGUCCCUUUAACUUGCCUUCGUAGCUUGUCAUGUGCACUUGAAUAGAUCUGCUUGUUAUGGAAAAGCUAAAUGUACAUUUCAUACAUGUUACUGGCGUUGUGUUCAGGCACUCGGAACAAAACUGGUUGUUUUGUGAUCGGUCUGCAAUUUGCUCAUAGGUGAGAACAAAGUAUGGUGAAAACAGAUGAUCAGAAGCACAGAGCUAGAUUUUAUUUUACUCCAAGAGCAAUAGUAUUUUUGUAACCAGAUAUGUUAUUAAUCUGCAUAAUUUUCUAGAAAGAUGUUAUGCACAGAUCUGAAUUAAGCUGUGAAAAAAUUUUUUUUUAAGGUUUUGUUAUCUAUGCUGAUUGACUGGUUCCUUUGCUAUCUCAAAAGCUAAUGUGCACUCUUUUCGAGAUUAGCAAACAUCCAGCGCACUCGUGGUGUGUGUGCAGACUUAUUUGUGGAGUGAGAAAUGUAUCUAUGCAGCAGCGUAUAUAUACUUACUGUAUAUCACAGAUGCAUGACUUCUCUAGUCCUAGUCACUAGUACUGUGUAGAUACAAUGUUGUUCAGUGUUUUUAUUUUUUCUUUUCUGUUACCUAUUCACAUAUCUGCAGAUUUGUUGGCUUUCUUUUUACACGAUGGUUUCCACUUGUGGAAAGUAACAUCUACUGUGUAUAAAUGGCCCCAUUUUCGGUUGUAAUCUGUUCAUUAAAUGCUAGUUUUUAUUACA